This is a messenger RNA of Agrilus planipennis (emerald ash borer), 2456 nucleotides long. Its product is annotated as anoctamin-3-like. NCBI's taxonomy places the organism in Eukaryota, Metazoa, Arthropoda, Insecta, Coleoptera, Buprestidae. Gene Ontology annotation, cellular component: plasma membrane. The coding region runs from base 35 to 2437 and encodes 800 amino acids. The transcript has 15 exons. Gene Ontology annotation, biological process: chloride transmembrane transport. The record is from RefSeq and is a predicted model, not a curated record. Gene Ontology annotation, molecular function: protein dimerization activity; chloride channel activity.
UAUAAUUAUUGGCAUAUUUGUUUUAAAUGGCAAUAUGACUACACAAUAUAUAAUUCUUGAUAAUACUGAAGAUUACAUCCCAGUUUCAUGUUGUUUUAGGGAUAAGAAAAGGAGAAUACAUUUGGUUAUUGCCGUUUCUGCUGGUAAUAUUGACGAAAAACUGGGCGUUUUCGUGGAAAAUUUAAAGUCGCAGGGUGUCCACGUAGAAGAGGAUUUCGGAGUUUACGAUAAUGAAAUUAAAUUCAUCAAGUUACACCUACCAGACGAUAAAGCAGCAGCUUUUGCUAAGGCCUAUCAGAUUGAUUGUUACUAUGAGCGUAGGCAAUUUUGGACGGAACAAAAUCCAAACUCUUAUUUAAGAAAAUUUUUCCCUUUUCAUGAAACAUCUGUAGUAGUAAACGAACGUAAUCCAAUGUACCAGAAGUCGACAUUUGAGCUAAACAAAUCUCCAACAAGUAUUACAUAUUCUGAGGUCAGUUACGUUUUGUACAAAUUACUGAACGAAACGCAUUUUGGAGACAAGCAGUUUGAGUUUGGAGUGGACAGACUGUUGAAUAAAAAGAUUGCAUUAAGUAUUUAUUCCUUACACGAAGGACAAUGGCAAUGGACUGUUGAAGGAGGCGUUAGUUCGCGACAAAUUUUGGCAAAAUAUUGGUCAAAUUCAAAAAUGUGCUACAAACAGCAGCCCAUGAAUUCGGUAACGAGAUAUUUUGGCACUGAAGUGGCCCAUUUUUUCGGCUUGCUUGGAUUUUACAUUAAGAUGGUAUUCCCUUUGGCGAUAGCCGGUAUUCUCUGUGUAAUUUGGGGCGUCUCGUCGAUCAAUACGAUUGAAAAUCAAGCCAGUUUGGAUGUUUGCAAAAGUGACAUAGUGUUGUGUCCCAGGUGUGACAACAAUAAGUGCAGAUACAAAUGGCUCCAUUCUGCGUGCUUUAAUAUGCAUCUAACGUAUCUGGUUGAUAAUGCUGGAAGCUUUGUUUAUGGAUUAUUUGUACUCUUUUGGGCUGUAAUAUUCCACAGACUUUGGCUUAGACGUAAAAAUACAUACACGUUUCUGUGGAAUGUUGAUAAAGAAAUUGAUAUUGCGAUAAGAUUGGAGUACGAGAAGAAAGCAAGAAGUAAAAGAACUUCUUAUUUUACUGGCUUAGAAGAGCCUCACAUGCCCGUGAAAGAAAAACUGGCUCGAUUAGCGCUUUCGUGGUCGACACUCUUUCUACUGGUUUUCAGUAUACUGUCGACAUUGAUACUGAGUGCCAUGAUGAGAGUUUGGUUUGAAUUAUAUUUUAAUCAAUUGGGAAGUAAACAUGAACUAUAUAUUAUGGAAUCAAAUAGAUUUUACGCCAUGAUAAUUAAUUCUUCGACUUCGUCCCUUUGCGUCAUACUUAUGACAGAGUUUUAUCGUUACCUUUCGAGUAUUUUAACGGAGUUUGAAACUCCAAGAACAAAAACCGAGUUUGGUUAUUCGUACAUCGUUAAACUGUAUGUUUUGGAGUUUGCAAACCAUUAUGGGUCGUUAUUUUAUAUUGCAUUUGUAAAAGGAAGAUUGUACACUCAUCCCGGAGAUCAAUCGUCAAACCCUAUUACUUACAUUUUAAGAAAUGACCAUUGUACUAUCCCGGGUUGUUUAAACGAUCUAAAUGUAAACCUUUUGGUACGCAUCUGGUUUUUUAUAGGUAGAAGUUUUCUUAAACCGAUUAUUAGGCGUUUGGUGAACUGUUUUCGUUUUAAAUGCAGACCAAAAACAAUACCUUUCGAUACUCUACCCCAAUGGGAGGCCGACUAUUACAUGACGAAAGUACCAGACACAUACCUUAUAAACAGGCAAUUAAAAAUUGUAAUCAUUCACGGUUAUAUGACACUGUUUGCUCUGGUUUCCCCACUUGCCCCCCUGUUUAUUUUAAUUUAUGCCCUGAUGGAAUUAAGGUUGGAGGCUAAGCAAUAUAUCAAAAAUUAUCGGAGACCGAUUUUAACGAAAAUAACUACCAGUACGGUUUUUAGUGACCUAUUCAUGUUAACAGCAUACAUUGGAGUUGUAACGAACGCAUGCAUACUGGCUUUUACAACAUCAUUUGUAGAAAGAGAAGUUUAUAGAUACAGUGAUAACUCAUCUUUAUAUGGAUUCUUUUACAGUACACUUUCAGUUUUUAAUGCAACCCAAUAUAAUUUGGACCAGCGUAUGGCUCUUGUUCCCAUACCGACAAACUUGACAGAGUGUUAUUACCAGGGAAAAAGGUAUCCUCCGGAACACGCGCGUCAAUACCAACGACGGGAACAUUUCUGGAUUGAAUAUUUCUAUAAAUUCUUAGUCGUCAUUGUUGUAGAACAUUUGGUGCUAAUUGUUAUUACUAUUUUGGAGGUCGUAAGUUCACCCAUACCGUACCACGUCAAGCAGAGAAUGAGAUUGGAAUGGAUUCAAAAGAAAGAACGCCAAAGAACAUAAUCACAAUUAUUGUACUCUG